GCCUUCCAAGUAUUACGCCCAGAGUCCUCACGCUAAUACGAGCUAUGUACGACCUGAUGGCAUGAUGUUGCAUUUUUGCAGCGGACACUCACUGCACGGCCACCACCGAUAUCUUUAGCACGUGGAGACGAGAUGAGGGCUAGCCCAACGCUAUGGUACUUGACCGUUGGAUUACCAUCUGUAGUCGAUUCUUUGACCACCGAUAAAGCUAUACUCAGUUCCCAGUUGUAUCCCUCGCGUUGUAUCCCUCGCAUUCUACCCUUCAUCUCUUUACCUUCGAUUCGUUCGUCAAGAUGAAGGUCCUUCCCCUCCUCGCCGCUCCGCUCCUUGCCUCGGUCUCGCCUUUGUUGGCUGAGCGCCAGGCAGACCGAAGCGUCGACACCUUGUUCAGUGGCGUUGGCAAAAUUUACUUCGGUGCCGCCGCUGAGAAGAACAAGUUCAGCGAAGGAGGUGACAAGAUAGGUGCCAUGAUGGAGAAAAACUUUGGACAGGCCACUAACUACCGUGGCACGUUCACCACCGAAGCUGCCGAUGAGCUUGUGUCAUGGGCUAAUGCUAAUGGCAAGAGUGUCAGAGGCCACACGCUAGUUUGGGGUGAAGAUGUACCUGAUUGGGUGCAAAAAAUCAACGACAAGGAGACCAUGAAGACAGUGAUUCACGACCACGUGUAUGGAGUUGUCUCGAGGUUCAAGGGCAGGGUCAGGUCUUGGGACGUGGUGAACGAGAUCUUCGAACUAGACAAGGUCGGUCUAAAGAACACCAAGUUCUACCAAGUUCUUGGGGAGGAGUACGUCGGCAUUGCCUUCCGUGCCGCCCAUAAAGCAGACUCAGAUGCCAAACUAUAUAUCAAUGACUAUGGUCUCGACAACGUAACUUGGGCCAAGUCCCAGCCAGGUAGCCUUGUCGAUAAGGUGAAGCAAUGGAGGAGCGAGGGCAUUCCCAUUGAUGGCAUUGGCUCGCAGACGCAUUUGAUAGCCGGCGCAUCAGCUGCCGUGGAGACUGCGCUCAGGACUUUGGCUAAAGCCGCUCUUGAAGUUGCGAUCACAGAGCUGGACAUCGAAGGCCGCAAUCCUCAAGGGUACAUCCAAGCUGUCGCGGCCUGCUAUCACGUUGCAAGUUGCGUGGGUGUUACAGUCUGGGGUGUUUGCGACACGGCAAACUUGGGCAAGACCCUCUUCAAGAACAACUGCGACCCGAUGGAUGCGUAUUACGCUAUUGCCGACUGGUUGAAAAUGCUCUAG
Molecule: messenger RNA, 1241 nt
Organism: Macroventuria anomochaeta
Lineage: Eukaryota; Fungi; Ascomycota; Dothideomycetes; Pleosporales; Didymellaceae
Product: glycoside hydrolase family 10 protein
Exons: 3
Coding region: 294-1241 (315 amino acids)
Biological process (GO): carbohydrate metabolic process
Molecular function (GO): hydrolase activity, hydrolyzing O-glycosyl compounds
Source: RefSeq, a predicted model, not a curated record